Paraglomus occultum is the source of this 2298-nucleotide messenger RNA. The record is from the annotation of a GenBank genome assembly. NCBI's taxonomy places the organism in Eukaryota, Fungi, Glomeromycota, Glomeromycetes, Paraglomerales, Paraglomeraceae.
AUGAACUUGAAGAACCAAGUGCGUUAUAUGAAAGUAUUGAAAACGUUCUUGAAUACUUGUUAUUCUGAAGCAUUAUUAGUGGAUCCAACCAAAGAUGUCUCAAAUGGUGGGCUGGGAUUGACUUUUGGAUUCCCUACUGACGUGAAGAAUCGUGAUAAGCGAAAGCUGAAAUUGUGGACAGACUAUUUCAAAGAUAAUGGUAGAAACCUUACACUCGUAAAAUCUACUAAAUUUGCUAAAUUGACGCGUGUCGGUUUGCCAAAUAAACUGCGUGGCGAGAUAUGGGAAUUGUGUUCUGGCGCGAUGUAUCUAAGGUACACAAAUAAUGGAUUAUACGAGAAAUUACAUGAAGACAACGUCGGUAAGGUAUCGCUAUCUACCGAAGAGAUUGAGAAGGAUCUUAACAGGUCGCUUCCAGAGUAUCCCGCAUAUCAAACGCCAGAAGGUAUAAACACGCUCCGUCGUGUGUUAACUGCGUAUUCUUGGAAAGACCCUGAACUGGGCUACUGCCAGGCGAUGAAUAUAGUCGCCUCUGCUCUUCUAAUAUACAUGAGCGAAGAACAAACAUUCUGGACUCUUAGCAUUCUCUGUGAUAGGAUGCUACCAGGUUAUUAUAGCACUUCCAUGUAUGGUGCUAUACUCGAUCAAAUGAUAUUCGAGCAGUUCGUGGAAAAGACAAUGACAAUAUUGUACGAACACUUUAAGAAUGCAGACAUACAACUGUCGGUGGCAUGCUUGCCCUGGUUUUUGAGUUUGUAUAUCAAUUCGAUGCCAUUGAUAUUUGCCUAUCGGGUGCUAGAUAUAUUUUUUAUGGACGGACCAAAGAUUUUAUUUCAAAUCGGAUUAGGUAAGUUGCAACAAGUCUUAAUCGAUUCGUUUAUCGCAUUGGACUUUUUAUUCACUUUUACGUUAUCAUUUCAACAACUACUUUUAGCUAUUCUAAAGAUCAACGCUAAAGAACUCCUGGAAGUAACCGAUGAUGGCGCGUUUAUCCAUGUGCUUAAAUCUUAUUUUGCGACACUCGAUCAACCGGCAUACCCGAAAAAUCGUGAAUUGCGUGACGUUAACAAAUUCACCGAAUUAAUGAACAUAGCCUAUAGAGAUUUCUCUUCGAUAACUGAUGAGAAAGUUGCUGAACUACGCAAGACAGAACAACUCAAAGUAGUACAUAAUAUCGAAAGCUUUACAAAGCGAAGUCAAAUACGUAAUCUUAAAAAUACCUCAAAGUUCACAAAAGACCACUUGUCUAUAAUUUAUGAUAAGUUCUACACUGCGCAGUUCUACGGGUCGAAAAAGAGUACGCGUACCGACAGCCGAAUGGAUCUGAACACGUUCUAUCAGUUUAUGGGUAGUAUUGCCUCUUGGGCGAAAAUGGAUGAUGGAGAGCUAACGAAUGGUGAGGAAGUACGUGAUCGUCAUGGCCGUCGAAUAGUGGGUCAUCAAUUUAUCAGCAAACUGUUUACGCACUUUGAUAAAUCCAACGCUGGCGGGAUUUCAUUACAAGAUGCAGUUAUCGGGUUAGCAGAGAUUAUAUUCACAGACAUGAUGGGAACGAUUGAGUUGUUCUUUAAACUGCAUGAUGUUGAUCGAGAUGAAAAUCUGUCAAAGGAGGAGGUAUUACAGAUGGGAGAAAGUCUGUUGUUCAUUUGCAGGGAAAGAGAAGACGAUGGUCAUUUAGGAUCAGUGUCGAAUUUUAUCAGGAGGUCUUUUGAGUACGCCGACGUCAAGUCCAAAGGGCCUGAGUUUAAUUCAUCGCCGCAAUCUCCGGCAGCACUUCCGUCUCCAACAUCCGCUCCAGAUUUCUUUCUUUCACUUCCCGAGUUCCGUAUGCUCGUGCUUGCUGAUGAAUAUUUCGAACGUUUCUUAGACCACGAAUUUGCUUCUUCGUUCAAUCUCUCUGAACCAAUUGAAGAACGAUCGAAAGGGCUCAGCAGGGAGAUAUUUAAUGCGUUGUUCGUUGAAGGAAAAAAUCUGGCCGAGAAGGUUGGGAAGAGAAUUAUUGGCGGACCUAAUCAUAACAAUAACGAUAGCUACAAGAAAAAGGAUAGAUAUGAGGAGAAAGGGACGGAAGAGAGUGAAGGGUUGCUGAACGACGAAUUUACCAACGGUAAGGCAAGAGAUAGAUCGAGUAGUAUUGGAGAUGGAGAAGAUGAAAAUCUGUUUGAAGAAUUAGAUAAGCUUUUGGACAGUAUCGAAAUUAAUGUAUGGUUUUCGAAAUUUCCAGUAGACACUGGAACGUCAGCUAACGAUCCGACCGCAAACGAACAUGAUUUAGACAAAGUUCUUGCCGGGAUGUGA